Pogonomyrmex barbatus (red harvester ant) is the source of this 2647-nucleotide messenger RNA. RefSeq names its product microtubule-associated protein RP/EB family member 1 (gene Eb1). Lineage: Eukaryota; Metazoa; Arthropoda; Insecta; Hymenoptera; Formicidae. The record is from RefSeq and is a predicted model, not a curated record. Gene Ontology annotation, molecular function: microtubule binding.
CGUUCACAACGUUCUUCCCGACCGGAGCUACAGGAGUUGACGACCUAUUUACCUAUACGAUCCGUGCCGCCACGCCGGCCAAUCGUGCUCGAGGAAACCGUUACGGGUUUCCGUUGUAUGCGUGUUUGAACGAUCUAGUGCACAUUUGUCAUCUGCGUGCCGUGAACCACUCCCGUUCGGUGUUAUCCGUGUUUUCGUGAUUCUCGUUAAAGCAAACGAAGCAACAUGGCUGUUAAUGUGUACGCCACAAAUAUGACAUCCGACAAUCUCAGCCGUCAUGACAUGCUCGCAUGGGUAAACGACUGUCUGCAAUCUUCGUUCACCAAGAUUGAAGAGCUCUGCACUGGAGCAGUCUAUUGUCAAUUCAUGGAUAUGCUUUUCCCAGGCAGUGUUCCUUUGAAAAGGGUCAAGUUCAAAACUAAUCUGGAGCAUGAAUAUAUACAGAAUUUCAAAAUUCUUCAAGGUGGCUUCAAAAAGAUGAAUGUGGAUAAGGUAAUACCAGUGGACAAGCUGAUAAAAGGGCGCUUUCAAGAUAAUUUUGAGUUUCUACAAUGGUUUAAAAAAUUUUUCGACGCAAAUUAUGAUGGCCGUGAAUAUGACGCUUAUGAAGCGCGCGGCUGCAUACCACUAGGUUCUGGUGUGGAUGGAACUCACACUUUGUCAAAUCCUCAGUUGGUACCUUUGCCACCACAAUCGAAACAACCGCAAAUUCAACAAAGACACAUACAGCAACGUAACAGCGUCCCGCGACAGCAACAGGUAAAUAAAGUUCAGCCGGCAUACCGUGCGCAACCUAAAAACACAGUCGGCAACCGUGGCGAUAAUGGAAAAAUUGAAGAGCUCAGUGCACAGUUGGUUGAAUUGAAAAUGUCAGUCGAAGGUCUGGAAAAAGAGAGAGAUUUCUAUUUUGGAAAAUUACGUGACAUAGAAGUCAUGUGCCAAGAUUGUGACAACAGUGGCGAUCCUCCACCUAUUGUACAGAAAAUUUUAGAAGUUCUUUAUGCAACAGAGGAUGGUUUCGCACCACCUGAAGAAUUAGAAGGCGACGGUCUUGCGCCCGAUGAUGAGGAGGAAUAUUAACCUUUUUUAUUUACGAAUAUAAUCGAAAUGAACAACAGCAAAUUAUCCAAGUGCGUUUCAGUUUACCAUGCCUGUGAGCCAGUAUCCCUUGCAUAAUUAUUAUAUAAGCUAUUUUACAUGAGCAAAUUCAACAGUUUUAGCGCAGAUUUGUGCAUAUGUUUUGUUAAUAAAGUUCAUUAAAAACAUUAAGAUUCGCACUACAUUAGAAUAACUUAAGUUGAGUAGUGCACUUGAAUAACUUGUUCUUUAUUGGCCAUUGCCAAAAGAGGGAGAGAGAGGAGAUAGAAUUAGAGGAAAAAAAAUCAACUAGUAAUCUAUCACAAAUUAAUACAAUUCCUCAUAGUGUUAAAAUGGUAGAGUUCUGAAGAUCAAUGACUCUCGAAUUACCGCAUAAAUUUAUGGAUACCGAUACCUAUUAAUGUUAUCUACAUCCGUACUGUUACUGUUAGCGAUUUACGUUAACUAUACAUUUUUUUAAUGCGUGAGUGUUUUGUUUGUAAUUGUAUUAAGUUUGUAUCGAUAAUGAGUCACGAAGCUCCUGUCAACAGUUUUGUCUUUUGAAAUCUAUUUAUCUAGUUAUCUAAAACAUUAAUCCUACUGAAAAACGGCAAAAGCUGGUCUACGUUUUCUAUGUACUAUGUGCCCGAUACAUUCAGUGAUUUCGCGUGAAGCAAUAGAUUUUCAUUAUUGACGAGAUAAUCUGGGUACAUCAUGUUAGUAAUUAAUGUUCCAUAUUCUGCUUUAAUAUUCUAUCUGCGUCUUGUUAAUGUAGGAACUAUCGCAUAACACAUUCGUAGAAACACAGAAACAUCAUGUGCAUAAUUCAGAUAUCUUGAUUUCAAUAAAUUAGAUAAUGUGUACUUCGUGAAGGCAAAUUGUGAGACAAAAUGAUACGUUUAUGCACUCGACUGCUGAAUUAUGAAGAUGUAUAAGACUAAAGUUAAAACUCGUAUUAAAAAAAUUUGUCUAUUAACGUUUAUCUCAUACAAAUCGAUUUUAAGAAAGAAACAAUUAUGUUUUGCAUCUCCAUGACAGUCUCUCGAGAUAUAAGAAUGGCCUUAAAGCGCGUUGAAUUUAAGAUUCCGAUAAAAUACUCAGAAUCGCACGAACAAACGCGAGGUAUUUCUUCAAUUAUAUCGUAAAAGCAUCAUCGAGCGUGAUGUUGCUAUAUCUCAAUUUCAUAAGAUAACAAGAAUUUGUAAAAAUCAUAUGUUUCGAGAGCGAACGAGUGAGAGGGACAACGAGCGAAAGGAUUACUUCAUGUAGACGUUUUGCGGACGCUUACGUGUUUUUGGCAUGUCUGUGUGCUUUCAAUAUUAUUGAUUCUGAUUGUCAAAAUCAACUGAUUAGGUGCGUCAUAAUUGAAUUAAUUUAAAUGAAAAGCGUCGAUCAUCGUCAAAUAAUUGUCUAGGAUGUAAUUUGCACUACGUGCUACAUCUUUACUAAGUUCCAGCGAGAAAGAGGAAUACAGUUUGGCUUGCGCUCUGUUCAUUGCUCUGUACGCGCGCAUAUGUGCUUCAAAAUUUGAAAUUUUAAUGCCGAUAUAAUAAACGUUUAAAUAAACCAA